UGAGCUAUCAAACCAGGCGCACGAAUUUACGACGUCACUCUCGUGUCUCCUUUCUCGAUGCUUCCUCAUACACACAUUACCGUUCGCUGACCCGCCAGUUGUUUAAACUGACGCAUGCGUACGUCUACAACUGUGUGUCUGCGAGUGGCUCUGCGGCUCUGCAGGGGAUGAAUCUCUAUCUCUCUCACUCUUACUAAUCAGAACAAGAUGAAGUUCCUCAUUUUGCUCCUCUUCUGUCGCGAUGUAUCUACAGUGAAACACUCCCUGAAACAUAUCAUUACUGCAACUUCUGGAGUCCCAAACUUCCCAGAGUUUGUGGCUACCGUGAUGACCAAUGAAGUGCUGGUGGGUUACUAUGACAGCAACAUCAAGACCCUUGAACUCAAACAGGACUGGAUGAGGAAACUAGCAAGGGAUGAGCAACAACACCUGAAGUCGUAUUCUCUGAAGUGUUUAGGUAGCCAGCAGUUCUUCAGAGCCAACUUGGACAGCCUGAAGCAGCGCUUAAACCAAACUGGAGUGAAACACUCCCUGAAAUUGUUCUCUACUGCAACUUCUGGAGUCCCAAACUUCCCAGAGUUUGUAGCUGCUGCGAUGGUCGAUGAAGUGCUGAUGGGUUACUGUGACAGCAACAUCAAGACCCUUGAACUCAAACAGGACUGGGUGAGGAAACUAGCAAAGGAUGAGCCACACCACCUGGAGUGGUAUUCUCAGGAGUGUUUUGAUAGCCAGCAGUUCUUCAGAGCCAACUUGGACAGCCUGAAGCAGCGCUUAAACCAAACUGGAGUGAAACACUCCCUGAAAUUUUUCUCUACUGCAACUUCUGGAGUCCCAAACUUCCCAGAGUUUGUGGCUGCUGCGAUGGUCGAUGAAGUGCUGAUGGGUUACUGUGACAUCAACAUCAAGACCCCAGAGCCCAAACAGGACUGGGUGAGGAAACUAAUAAAGGAUGAGCCACAACACCUGGAGUGGUAUUCUCAGGAGUGUUUUGAUAGCCAGCAGUUCUUCAGAGCCAACUUGUACAGCCUGAAGCAGCGCUUAAACCAAACUGGAGAUGUCCACAUUUUUCAGAGGAUGAACGGCUGUGAGUGGGACAACGAGACUGGAGAGGUUGUUGGUUUUAGUCAGUACGGUUAUGAUGGAGAAGACUUCCUUGUGUUGGACCUGCAGACGCUGACAUGGACCGCUCCAAAACAACAGGCCUUCAUCACUAAACUUCGAUGGGAUAAUGAUAAAGAUAGAUUAGAAUACGACAAACACUACUAUAUCCAAACAUGUCCUGACAUGCUGAAGAAGUACCUACAGUAUGGAAGGAGCUCUCUGCAGAGAACAGAGCGUCCCUCAGUGUCUCUCCUCCAGAAGACUCCCUCCUCUCCAGUCAGCUGCCACGCUACAGAUUUCUACCCCGACAGAGCCAAGAUGUUCUGGAGGAAAGAUGGAGAGGAGAUUCAUGAGGACGUGGACCUCGGAGAGAUCCUCCCCAACCACGAUGGAUCCUUCCAGAUGAGUGUUGAGCUGAACCUGUCAUCAGUCGCACCUGAAGACUGGAGGAGGUACGACUGUGUGUUUCAUCUCUCUGGUGUGGUGGACGACAUCGUCACCAGACUGGACAAAGCAGUGAUCAGGACCAACUGGGUUCCUCCAGCAGGGUUCCCUGAUGGUCCUGUUAUUGGAGUUGUUGUAGGACUGCUGCUGCUGCUGCUGGCAGUCUGCAUCGCUGGACUCUUCAUCUGGAGGAGGAACAAUAACGGGUUUCGCCCUGCUAACACGGGGCAGUGAACAUAGAAGAGGAUGCUGAACUCCACAACUUAUCGUCUCAGAGGACUUUACAAUCUGUACAACAAAUGGCGUUCUCUACCCUUCAUUUGGAUAAAGAAAACCCCCCAAACUCAUUUAAUAAAUCUCUCUAAUGAGAGCUGCUCAUCUGAUUGGCUGCCAUACUGAAGGAGAGAAGAAGUGUUCGGAUGGACUUGCAUUUAUAUAGCACUUUUCUAGUCUUCCGACCACUCAAAGCUCUUUACACUACAUGUCAGCAGUCACCCAUUCACACACACACAUUCACACACUGAUGGCAGAGGCUGCUAAGGUGCCAACUUUGCCCAUCAGGAUCUAAUCUAAAUACUCAUUCACUCACCGAUGGCUAUGCCUUUGGGAGCAAUUUGGGGUUAAGUGUCUUGCUCAAGGACACAUCGACACGUGACCGGAGCAGCCGGCUGAUCUACAUCUAUUUCGAAUUAUUUAAGUCUGUUUUUCUGCUGAUCUGCUCCUAGACCCAUCCUGGUCAAGUUCUUACAUUUCCAGGACAAAGUGAGGAUUUCACGUCUGGCCAGGGAGAGAAAGGAGCUCACCUUUGAUCAAUAAACGCCGGCAGUUUGAUGCUGUCAAAAAGAAACAUUGUGCCGCUGAUAUCAAAUACUCUCUGCUGUAUCCUUGCACGCUGAGAGUGAUGGUGGAGGGAAAGCCAAAACUGUUCCGCUGUCCCGAGGAAGCUGGGACUUUUUUUCCGAGACCUCUCCUCUUCCCCAUGACAGUACUGUGAGUAGAUCAUCCUGCAAGUUGACAACCUCCUAAUUUUGUUUGCCUGACUGAUGUUAAGUUCUUUUCUCCUGGAUCACGUCGCGUGACUGGAACAUUGACUUUAUUAUUUCAGUAACUUCAGCUUAUUUCCUUUAUUCUGUCAUUUGCAAACAAUAAUUUUACUUGCAAACUUUAUUUUGUGUAGCCUACUAUGUGAGAACGCCAAGGGGCGUGAGUCAAUGUUUGCCAUAAAUUGUGACGCCAGUGGCGUCAGUUCCAGUAGACUGUCAUAAUGACGCAAUGUCGCAAACUAACCACUGUUGUAAACCAUGGAAUAUUGAACGUUUGCUAACUUCUGCCUUUUCAUGAAAUGAAAUGGCCCUCUUUCUUUUGUUACCUACA
Sebastes umbrosus (honeycomb rockfish) is the source of this 2919-nucleotide messenger RNA. Its product is annotated as major histocompatibility complex class I-related gene protein-like. Gene Ontology annotation, cellular component: external side of plasma membrane. Lineage: Eukaryota; Metazoa; Chordata; Actinopteri; Perciformes; Sebastidae. The coding region runs from base 208 to 1779 and encodes 523 amino acids. Gene Ontology annotation, biological process: immune response. The record is from RefSeq and is a predicted model, not a curated record. The transcript is spliced from 9 exons.